Molecule: messenger RNA, 1268 nt
Organism: Aureobasidium pullulans EXF-150
Lineage: Eukaryota; Fungi; Ascomycota; Dothideomycetes; Dothideales; Saccotheciaceae
Product: WSC-domain-containing protein
Exons: 2
Coding region: 286-846 (186 amino acids)
Cellular component (GO): plasma membrane
Source: RefSeq, a predicted model, not a curated record
CGCGCCGAGCUGGCCCUGCAUGCAGCUUGUACAAGUCGAGUACGGACAAACGGCCUCUCCGAGCAGAGCCGCCGCCUAGUUUGCGAUAAGUUUUAGAGUUUCCUUGAUAUCUGUGAGACACAAGCAGGUCAAGGAGAAGGAAAAAGUCAAGUCGCUCUUUCCCUUUUGCAUCCACCAUCCCCCUGUUCGUGCCUUCCUCCUGUCUCUUCAAUUUCCGUGUCUGCCAGGCUUCAGCUCAGCUCUCGUACCUGGAACCGCCGAUCUUAGAAUCACUCGCUAUUCACGAUGCUCGCCUCAACAAUCAUCUCCGCUCUGUCGCUGUUCGCGGUCGCAUCUGCUCAGUCUUCCACCGCUUCCGCUUCCUCGGCCUCCGCUUCUGCCACUUCCGCUGUCGCCGCAUCAAUCGCCGCUGGCUCUAGCGGAUACUCAUACGUCGGGUGCUGGAAUGAGACAACCGGCAUAGAAGGCACAUCUGGUGCUCGCGCUCUCUCGGGUGGAAAGAUGGAAUCGGUCGACACUGCUACUGUUGAGGCAUGUUUGGAAUACUGCGGUGCUUCCAACUACCAGUACGCUGGUUUGGAGUACGCUCAAGAGUGCUGGUGCAGCAACUACAUCUCUUCCUUGUCAACACAAUUGGAAGAAUCCAACUGCUCGCUUGCAUGCAAGGGCAACGACACCGAGCUUUGCGGCGGUUACCUUACCAUCACUCUCUACAACCUCACCAGCAAGAAGUCUAGCUCUUCAAGCUCGUCUUCGAAGACCGGUGCUGCCUCUACCGCCGCCUCUAGCUGGACCUAUGUGCUGGGCGCAGGUGUCAUGGCCUUGACACUCGGUACUGCUUUGUAAGAAAUGCAUGGAAUGAGAAUAUACCCAGGGAAAAUAUGACGGAAGGUCAUCGGGAUAGACGGAUACGGAGUUCGGCUUGUUUAUCAGCGCCAGGAGUAUUGCGGAAUUCAGAGAAACGAAACAUAUGUUGUCAUUUUCGCUGCAUUGAGGGCAGGAUGCUAGAGCCUAAGAUGAUGUUCUACUUAAGCUUCAUUAGUUUUUCACCAACUGGUUCUGGGGCCUGAAGAAUACAACAGAAAAUGAACGAGUAUCAUGACCAGAUGGACAAUAAAGACCGCGGCAAGAGUUAUACUAAACUGCAUCUAAAAUAUCGGCUCAAGUGGUGAAGGCAAGCCCCGAGUAUACCGAGAUUCCGAGCGCUUAAAGCGAUGAACGAAGUCUAAACCACAUACUUUCUGUAAUAGGGUCAGCUAAUGUACAGU